Messenger RNA from Prorocentrum cordatum, 451 nucleotides. Lineage: Eukaryota; Dinophyceae; Prorocentrales; Prorocentraceae. The record is from the annotation of a GenBank genome assembly.
CGCAUGUCCGCGGCGUGCCCUUCUUUUUCCCCCCCUGGCCCCGCGGGCGACCGGGAAGGGGCCGCCACGACGCACUUCGACCGCCCCUCGGCGCUGGAGGGGAGAAGGACGAGGAAGAGGAAGAACAUUGGAGGACGAGGGCGAGCAGGGCGAGCAGGGCGAGACGGAGGCGCUCGUCACGCCGCCGCCCGGCCGCUCUCGUCGCUAGAGGCGCUCAGGUCGCUGCCUUCCUCGACCUCCGCGCUUCCAGACGUCGCCGUCGGCCCAGAAGAGGCGGUCUGCACCGAUGAGCACCGUGUACUCCCUGGGGCCCCCCGCGCUCGGGAUCUGGACACUACGGUGACGGCGUGGGCGUCGCCCUUGGGACAGCGCAGCACCCCGGCCUCGAACUCCCCGGCGAGGUCGUGGCCUGCGACCCAGCGCGGCCACGAGGGCGGCAGGCUCCAGGCCU